GUCUUCCACUUUCACCACUAUAUAAAUAGAUACAAGGGAUUUUCUCGCAACUGCGACUCGGAGCUCGUUGUUGUCUUGUUUCCCUCAAUAGCACAAAAUUUCUUUCUGCUUUCCCUCUUUUUAGCGUAUCAAAUUCCAAUCAGAGAAGAAGAAGAAGACAUGGGGGGAGGCAAUGGACAGAAGGCGAAGAUGGCUCGGGAGAGGAACAUGGAGAAGCAAAAGGCCGCCAGAGGAAGUCAACUUGAUUCAAACAAGAAAGCCAUGACCAUCCAGUGUAAGGUGUGUAUGCAGACAUUCAUUUGCACUACUACAGAGGUGAAGUGCAGAGAGCAUGCAGAAGCAAAACAUCCAAAAUCUGAUCUAUAUGCUUGUUUUCCCCAUCUUAAGAAAUGAAAUAGAAUUUGUGGAGAUCCAAAAGUUCUCUCCCUGUCUUGGAUAUUAUUGCUAUGUUUGUGGAAUACCAGUUCUUUAUGAUUUUCUUUGCAUAAAUUACUUCUCUUUGUUUUUGACGA
Molecule: messenger RNA, 512 nt
Organism: Jatropha curcas
Lineage: Eukaryota; Viridiplantae; Streptophyta; Magnoliopsida; Malpighiales; Euphorbiaceae
Source: RefSeq, a predicted model, not a curated record